Molecule: messenger RNA, 9382 nt
Organism: Sinocyclocheilus grahami
Lineage: Eukaryota; Metazoa; Chordata; Actinopteri; Cypriniformes; Cyprinidae
Product: ankyrin repeat domain-containing protein 26-like
Exons: 44
Coding region: 390-9164 (2924 amino acids)
Molecular function (GO): protein binding
Source: RefSeq, a predicted model, not a curated record
GCGAAACAUAACGAGUUCCGUGAUUUGAUAAGAGUCUCGUUUAUUUUAUUAAACGUAAAACCAGAUCAGCUUGACAGUUCUUAAAAUGUCCCAGACGUUUUGCGUAUAGUACAACAUUUUAGAAUUUUAAUUAUUAGGAUUAAACACAACCGUCACACUGUUACCAUGGUAACAGAAGCAGCUAGCUUGCUAGCGUCGUAAACGGCUCGUCGUUUGAGCACUCGACAGCUAGCAUAAUUUAUAAUCUUUAAAAUAUAAACCAUAGACGCCCCACACUGAAACGACAAUGUAGGAUUUAUUUUUAGAGGAUGGACGAGACAUGCAAGGUGAUCAGAACCUGAAGCUCAGGUGAAGGACAAUCUGCUGAUGGAGAUGUGCCUUCACAGAGCAUGAAGAAAAUAUUCAACUUCAAGAAGAAGAAGGGCUCCCCCAGCCCCUCCGAGACGGGGAGCGUGCUGUCGGCCAGCUAUGAUGUGAAGGAGAAAGACCUCGGGAAGGUCCACAAGGCUGCGUUCAGCGGAGAUGUGGUCAAACUCAGACAGCUGGCCAAGAAGAAUGAUUUAAACCAGCUGGAUAAGGAAAACAGAACUGCGCUGCACAUCGCUUGUGCCUGCGGACACAGAGAUGUGGUUCAGUUCUUGGUGGAGAGCAAAGUGAAGCUGAACUUAUGCGACAAUCAGAACCGCUCUGCCUUAAUGAAGGCGGUUCAGUGUGAACAAGACCGCUCUGUCUCUUUGCUCCUGGACCAUGAGGCUGACCCCAACCUGGUGGACAUCAAUGGAAACACGGCACUGCACCUGGCCGCCCGUAUCCCCUCCCUACCUGUGACGCUGCAGCUCCUGGAGCACUCAGCCAACAUCAAUGUGCAGAACAAGGAUGGCAACACUCCACUGAUGCUGGCUGUGAUGGAAAACCAUGCAGACAUGACGGAGCUUUUAUUGAAAGAGGGAGCAGAUGUUAAUGUCAAGAACCAGGAGCAACGGUCUGCGUUGAUGAUAGCUGCAUGCAAUGGACAAAUCAGCAUGGUGCGUUUGCUCCUGCAGUACGAUGCCGACAUUACAGUGAAAGAUGAUAAGGGCUGGUCUUCUGAUGAUUAUGCCGUCAUGAAUGGACAUCACGCAUGUUCACAUCUGAUUAUUGAGCAUGGGACGAAGAGAAGAUCCCUUCAGUCACCUUCCCAUUUCACUGCCAGCAAAAAGAAACAGACGUCUGUGCUCGGCAGCCCUGGUGGUAUUGGGGCUGGUUUGGCUUUGGGAGGACCAGCUCUGGAUAAAGAUGCAGCAGGAAGCAGCUCCGCAGGAGCAAGGAAAGAUACAGAGGACCAUUCUCACACAGAAUCUAUUAGCAGGGCAUCAAAAAGUGGUGCUGCUGAUUCCUGGCCUUCAUCAGAUGAUGAUGAUGAUGAUGAUGAUGAGUUAGAUUUGAGCCCAAAGAAACAGAAAGUAAACUUGAAGCAACUCAUAAGCACCACAAAAAGGGAAAAAGUAGAAGGUGGGCAGAGUGAGUUAAAAGAGCUGCCUUCUGGCAGUAAACUAGAUGUGGAAGGCAAUGAAAGUCCAGAGGACGAAUCUGAAGAAGGUGAAGAUGAUGAAGGUGAGGAUGACGAUGGUGAAGAAGAAGAAGAAGAAGAAGAGGAGGAGGGAGAAGAUGAUGAUGAUGAUGAAAACGAUGAAAAUGAAGAUGAUGAAGAAGAUGAUGAUGAAGAGGGAGAUGAACAAGAAGAAACUGCUGUGGCUUGCGAGACAACAGGCCUUCCUGGGUUGCCCAAAACCGUGGCUAUUGGUACAACAGAGCAAUCAGAAAUGGCUAAUGAAAAUGUCUACCAACCUGGAUGGGACAUGAUGGAGGAUAGUGUCUCAGGAGAUAGUCCUCUGAAGGUCAGAACAUAUCAAGAAGAAGAGGCUUCAGAAAAAAUGGACAUGAAAGAAACAAUUUCUGAAAAGAUGCUUUUUGGAGGUCUAAUUCCAGGGAUUCUCAAUUUAGAGGAUGGCUGUCUUGUGUCAGCUGUCAGUUUCGAGGCGAGAUUCUCUGAUGAGGAGGACAACAAGGAGGCCAAUGAUAGUCCAAGUCCUCCCGCAGAAUGUGAAACUUCUUUACCAAGUGUGGACAGAACAUCAAACAGAAAUCCAGUUGAGAGCAAGAAUGAAAACCAAAGUGAUGAUGAUGUUUGGGAGGAUGAUGACGAUGAAGAUGAGGAGCUGUUGAAAACUGAGAAGAACAUUUUAGAAGUGGAGCCUUCUCAGGGGACAGCCAUUGAAUGUGAUCCACAACUCCUAGAUGAAACUGAUGAUGUUCCUCUAGGACAAAAUGAAGGAAUAACUGAUCUUGACACCAGCAAUCUGGAUGUGCCUUCAGCAUCACCUAAGUCAAAGGCUGUAACUACUGCAGAUGAUGAUGAGGAUGAUUGGGAUGAUGUUGAUGAGGAAGAAGAAGUGCAAACAAAGAUGCCACUGAACCUAUUUCUGACAUUGCUGGGACAGAAGGAACCAGAGAGCCCUGAGGUAUCUUGGGAGUCUGGCUCAGACAAAAGUGAUGGGAUGUCUGAAGGAGAUAAGGAAUCAAACAUGGAGAUGCCAAAUGCAGAAAAAGACCAAAAUCAAGAGGCUUUGGUUCAGGACGACAACACUUCAAGGGCAUCUUUAGAACCCAUUGAGCACCUUUCCCAGAGUCCUUUACAUGAAGAACCUGGGUGCAUUGAUCAGAGUGAUGACAGUGGAGCUAUACCAGUGUCCAUGAUUGUUGGUCAAAGUGAUGAAGACCAGAGUAUAAGUCAAGAGCACGACAGCCAAGUGAAGCAAAUGCAGUAUGACUUUGCAAGCGGCUCGGUCAAGGUUUCUGAAAUAGAUCAGAUCUCUGAUGUCUCUGACAAUGAAUCUCUGUCUGAAGAAUAUGAUGUAUGUAUUAAUGAUGCAGAUCUACCACAGGCUUCAUAUCUCUCCAAUAGUAGCCCAAAAUGUUCUGCCACUUCAAGUCCAGCACAAUUUGAAAAACCAUUGUUGAUGAGAUCUCUCUCAAAUAGCCCCAAACCAUUAAAUGCAAUGAGCCCCGUUCCAACAAGUCCUAGUCCUAAACACGCACCAAGUCCAAGGCAAUCUGCUGGACUCUGUCAUCAACAUUCAACUGCAACUAGUCCACAAAACUCAAGUUCCUCAAACCACUCACCAAGUCCCCUACAUUGUAGUCCAUCAACUCCAAUGAUUGUCCAUCUGGAUCAAGACUCACAGGACAUGAUCAAAUCUACAAAUCCAGAAUCUCCUCAACAUUCAAGCCCUGACUCUCAAGUUGAGGAUGACCUUUCCGUAGAGUUCGCAGAUGAACGCUCAACAGAGGUGAUUGAACCAGAACCAGCUCUUCAAGAAGAAAUCCCCUACACCGUCAUAGAUGAAGUUGAUCUCACUUCUGAUUCUGAUGAAGAUGAUGGUGAGGAACAACUUGAGAAGUUGCAUGAACAGAACUCUGUAAAUAAAUCUGUAAUGGAAGAAAGACGUUCAAAGCACGGAUCAUUGCAGGAAGAGGCCUCCACAGAAGAUGAGGAAGAGGAGGAUGAGAGGGAAGAACCGGAGGAAAUGUGUGAAAAGGCUAAAGAUCCUCAAAAUGGUGGUACUAGCAAAGAAAAGCGAAGAGAUUUCCUUUCAGAAUUGGGACUCGAAAAGGAAGAUGAAAAUGACGACUCUCCCUGGGAUUCAGAGUCUGGUUCUGAGAGCCCACGAAAGAAACAGGCCAGUGCUCCACACACUCCUGCCAAAUCACAUAGAUCUAUGUCCAGUAUUUAUGAGGAGUAUACUGAAGUUUUAAGAAAGGAUGAGGAUGAUGAAGAAGAGAAGGAAACUGAAAUACCACCUAAAGUGGUCAAAAGAGAGAUCGCGUCUGUUCUUAGUAAGCUGAUGGAUUCAAAAGAAGCUAAUAAGAAAACAGAUCUGAUGGAAGAGCUUGGUUUGGGGGAUGCUGAUGAUCUUGAAGAUGCUUCAGACUGGGACUCUGCCAGCACCACCAGUAAGGCCAGUAAGAAAUUCCCAGUUCAUAAGCUGGAUGAGGAACCCGUCUUUGAAAGCCCAGCAGCUUCCGGACUUCCCAUAACAUCCGAGGAACAGGGCGUGGACACCAGAGAACAUAAAGAAGCCAGUCCAGAGAGAAACAAACCCACAACCUCAAGCACAACACCUCUACCUAGUCCACGAUCUCUCAACCCAAACGCCAGCUCAAAACCACUGCCACUGCCACGACUGCGCUUGGACUCCAAUCAGAGGCCGGAGAGUGAAGAAUCGGACUGGGAUUUGGAAACUUCCAGUCCAGCCAAGAUGACAAAUUCACUGCCAAAUGUCGCUGAGCCUGAUACAGUUAAUCGGCAGGAACCCAAAGCUGAAGAUGUCGAGAGUGAAGACAGUUCUUACGCAAGUGAAGAUGCAGCUCAGGCAAGAGAGGCAUUACAAGCGUCUUCUGUAGACAUAACUAGGCCAUCUAACCUUGAACCACUGGAGCGCCCAACCUCUCCUAGAGAGGACGAACAAGAGGAGAAAGCUGAUGAGAUUCCCUGGGAGGAACGCUAUGAGAAAAUAUGGGUGGAGAACAACAAAAAGGAGACCAAGUCCCAAUACAGAAACGUGGCUGCUGAACUAAAAGAGAGGUUCGGAGAACUGGAGCACAAAGAACCACUGAGUGACCUUUCGGAGCAGGAGUGGAAAGAAGAUGAACAAGGUGAUGAAGAGGAAAAGAAAGAGCUGGAAAAGGAAGCAGAUGACGAAGAUUCCAGUGAGGAAGAGGGAGAGUCAAUAGUGCGGCCCAUCGCCCGGGCGAGAAGUGCCAUACUUUUGCCCAUCCCAGAGCAGAGAGAGUCCAGCCUGGAGGACUCGCAGUCUGAAAGUGUCCACCGCACGGUUAGUGUUGAGGUCAGCGAUGCAGAGCUUCCCAGUGACCAACACAACCCUCAAAUCAUCCCAGAAGCCCUAACGGAUGAGGCCCAGGAGCCAGAGAACCGAACAAAUAACACAGAGGAACCUGAGAGUGGAAGCAAAGAUAAGUGUCCACUAGAAUCUGCAAGCGAAAAAGAACCUGAAGAACUUCACAGACCUACAUUACUUGUUGAGAAUGAGCUACAAGUCCCACCCAAAGUUCUAGAAGUGCUCUCUUCUGACUCCAACAAGGUUGAUGAGGGCCUGUGGAAGUCCAGACUUGAGGGUAAUAAGGAACAGUUGGAUGGUAUGAGGGGAGAACAGCAGCCCAGUGCUUUAUGGGAUACUAGAGGAACCAGAGAACGAGGUGAACUUGACCAAGGAGAAGGGAAGGAAACUGACAACAACUCUGGGAACCCGAAACCUCAACAGGAAGGGAUGGCUGACGGCAGGUCUUUGGGAAGAGAGGGUAGUGUUUCACCAAGACAUCUGACAAGAAGUCCAAGAAGUACUGACAGGGCACGACCACAUGGUGAGGAAGACGAAGAGGAGGAAAAGAAAACUGUAGGUAGCCAAGCCAGAAAUCUCCAUGUAGCUCCUCCUCUGCAGGGCAAACCCUCCCGACCUGCGACCCACCAUAACGGAGACCUCGAGUCUGUUUUUGAUGAUAGUACUUUAAGUGAGCUAUCGGAAGAGGACAGGAGGUCCCCUUCUUCAAGGCGUAAGAAAGAGCAGAGUACUGGAGAACUGGAGAUGGCGGAUGAUUUUGAAGAUCUCACCCAGUCUUCUGACACAGCCACUGAGGAGCUGGAGACUCCAGUAUCUGGAUACCACAAUGCAUCUCUGCUCUUCAAACAGCUCGACUCCAGCUAUCUGGACUCUGUGAGUGUGGUGAAACUACAGAACAUGUUUCAUGAGUACGAACGCACCAUCCAGAGGGAGAGAGACAGACACAGCCGUCUGGCGGAUAAAACCUCUCGGCUGGAGCAGGAACGCAACGAGUUCAAGAUCCUGCUGGAUGAUAUCAGAGGCAGCAAGUCCAGCCUAGAACAUCUCAAACUGGAGCUGGAAACGGAUAUGAACAAUCUCAAGUUCCUUUUGAGACAGGAACAGGAAAAGCAUCAGAGUGCUCUCAUGCUGUAUAAUAAAACCCGUGAGCAGCUCCAGAGGAAAGAGGAGCAGCAGCGAGCCGAGGCAGAGGAGUGUCACAAAGCCGAGCUGAAAGUCCGCAGUCUGGAACUGGAGAUCAGAGCCCUAAAGAACAGCAUUAAACAGCUUGAGGAGGACAGGGAUGAGUCUCAGAGUCUUCUGUCUCAUGAGCGCAGUGCUCGCGCCCUACAGGAGGAGUUACUCAACAACCACCUGCGUAAGCAGCAGAACAUUGAGAAGGAGAACCUUCGAAACCUCAACAAGAGCAAUGAGGCCAUGUCCCAGCUUACAGAGGCAUCGGACCGUGAGCGAGAGUUGAUGCAACAAAACCGAGCCAUACAGGAUGAACUGAACGCCGCUCGGGCUGAGCUGGACCACUCACAGUGCCACAGCCGACAGGAAGAGUCACGGCUGGCGGAGGAGAGAGACGUCCUACGCGAGAGACUGGAGGAUGCCCGCAGGGACAUGAAACUGAGUGAGGAGGCCUUGGCUCAGACUGUGUUCCAGUACAACGGGCAGCUGAGCGCGCUGAAGGCCGAAUGCUCAGUGAUCACGGCUAAACGGGAGCACGAGAGGCAAGUGAGGCAGCAACUGGAGGCCGAGGCCGAGGCGAGCAGGGCACGACUGCAGGCGGCGCUGCAGGAGGCUGAGAGAUGCCAGGCAUCACGCACAGAUGCAGAGCGCACUCUGCAGCGAGAUCGUGAGGAGCACCAGCGGGCACAGGAAAAGCACAUCUUUGAGUCCAGUACACAACGGGACACCAUCCAGUCCCUGUCCCAGAAGCUCAGCAAGGCCGAGGCGCGCGCCAACAGCCUGGAGAACGAGUGUCACCGCAAUGCUCUGACCAUCGCUGAGAAAGGCGUACUGUUGGAGACUCUGGCCCGAGAGAAAGACCAGGCCCUGGCCAAACUCAAAGAACUGGAGGCCACGGUACUGAACGAACGGGAGCAGGCCAGCCGUGCUGGGGCCAGACAGGAAGCCAUGCAGGAGAGACUGGCCCAAGCUCAGAGCGAGAACGCACUGCUACGACAGCAGCUGGAGGAGGCGCUCAACAAGGGCUCGGCGAAGGAUAAAGCUGUUACAGAUGUGCACCAAAACUUUGCCGAAAUGCUGAACCAGUUACGUGCAGACGGAGAGGAGAGAGUCCACCUGGUGGAGGAGAGAAGCAAAGAGCUGGCAAAGACAAACAGCGAGCUGAGAGAUCAGAAUUACAAACUAGAGCAGGAGAAAGCUGAUAGAGAGAGUUCUCUGAGGCAGCUGCAGCAGGAACUGGCCGACUGUCUGAAGAAGUUAUCCAUGUGUGAGGCUUCUCUGGAGGUCAACACACGGUACCGUAAUGAUCUGGAGGAAGAGAAGGCACGCACACUCAAGGACAUGGACAGAUUGAAGGGAAAGCUGCAGGAGUCUGAGGAAGUGUACGUCCAGGCCGAGAGACGCAUCAGCCAACUGAAGAGCUCUCUGGACGACAAGGAGCGAGAAGCCUGCAGUACCGCUCAAAAACUAGAGGAGGCGCUAGCUGCUUCCACAGGCAAAGCGCAAACCAUUAAACAGCUGGAGGAGGCAGUGCAGAGGUUAGAGAUCGAGAACGCCAGACUGGAGGCCACAGCCAAACAGCAGACCAAUCGCAUCGAGGUGCUUCAGAAGGGCGUUCAGGAGGGCACUGUGCGAUCAGGCUCAUCACCUGGAGAAGGGGUCAGGAAUCGUUUGGAAGAUAUUGUCACAAACCUGCAGAGCGGUAAGAUGACGCUAGAAGAACAACUCAACCGAGAGGUACAGAAGCAGAGUAUGCUAUCCCAUAAUGCCCAGGACUCACAAGCACUGUGGGAGGAGGAGCUAAAGAGCCGCUCACGACUGGGACUCCGCCUCUCUGAGCUGGAGAAAGAGAAAGGAGAACUGACCAAUCAGAUGGAGCUCGAGAAGAAAAAGGCCAAAAAACUAGCCGAGCAGAAGAAAUCUGUGGACACGCGUCUGGAGCAGGAGAUGAAGAGAAACACUGACCUUCAGAAAGAAAUGUACAGGUUGAAAACUCUGUUGAAGACCGCUAAGAAGCAGCUGCGUGAACAGGGCGGUGGACAGCUGGACUCUCCUCUGGGCAGCUUCAGAGGAGACAUGAGCCACCGGCUGGAGGCAGAGAGCACCAUCAGCAGAAUGAAGACUCGGGUGGAUGAGCUGCAGUCUCAGUACGAGCGGGAGGCGUCGCGCUGCUCGCGGCUGGAGGAGGUGAACAGACAGCUGAAGGAGAAGCUGUCGUCUGUGAAGAGCCUGAGCCGAAGCCACGAGCAGCUGGAGCGCAGCAAGAGGCAGCUGGAGGAGGAGGUGGCCAGUCUGCGGCGGCAGCUGGAGGCCGGUGUGAUGGACCAGAGCCAGGCCGAGCAGUACCGCCGGGAGACGGAGGAAAGAGCCCGACAGGAGAUCCGACACAAACUAGAGGAGGUCAACCUCUUCCUGCAGACGCAGGCGGCGUCUCAGGAAGCUCUGGAGCAGAUGAAAGCUGCUAACGAGGCCAGUCAGCGCACUCAGCAGGAGCAGCGCAUCAGGGAUCUGGAGGGAGAACUCAGCCGUUUACGCAGCGUUCAGCAGGACAGUCUCGUUCAGAGAGACUCCAGCCACACAGAGUUGGAGCGCUACAAACAGCUGUACAGCGAAGAACUCCGCCUCCGCAAGAGUCUGGCUGCCAAACUAGAGAGGUCGAAUGAGCGGUUAGCGGAGGCCAACACUAAACUCCUGAGCGAGAGGCAGCGCAGCAAAUCUCUGCUCAACAGCAGUAUAGUGAACGGCGGUUUGGGGGGCCCCGCUCUGGAUGUGGCAUCUCUGGGCACCGUGGGGGCGUAUGGAGCCUCUCUGGGACCCCUGAACAGGAGUCUGGGCCUCGGGACGCCUCUGCUGGGUACGGUAGGGGAAUCGCAGAGCAGCCGCGUAGAGGCCUACCUGGCAAAGAUGCAGACGGAGCUGGAGAAGAACAUAUCGAAGGAGCUGGACUACGGAGGAACUGCCCGCAUGUCUCCCGUAGGAUCGGCCUCUGGAUCUCAGAACCUGAACCUGAACGUGACCCUGGAGCAGCCGGACCCCGUGAGCAGAGCCACUCAACAGUACCUGGAGGUGCUGAAGAAGAACUACAUGAUCUGACCCGCGGUCAGUCCACACACUGUGAACACAAUCAACUCGAGCGCCAUAACCCACUCGAGAAACACUGAUGGACCGCCCUAAAAGCCCUAUGGAUUUAUAAAACAGGAGUUUGUUUACUAAAGCAGUUAUGGUGCCUCUUUGUGGUCAUUAAUGGAACUGGUCCUGUUCUCCCAAAAAUUUGCUGGCCAUCUAAAGAUGAGUUUGUUUCUUCAUCAAAU